Molecule: messenger RNA, 1557 nt
Organism: Eremomyces bilateralis CBS 781.70
Lineage: Eukaryota; Fungi; Ascomycota; Dothideomycetes; Eremomycetales; Eremomycetaceae
Product: MFS general substrate transporter
Exons: 4
Coding region: 1-1308 (435 amino acids)
Biological process (GO): transmembrane transport
Cellular component (GO): fungal-type vacuole membrane
Molecular function (GO): transmembrane transporter activity
Source: RefSeq, a predicted model, not a curated record
AUGGAACUAUCGGAAAGUGAGAAGCCCUCAGACAAAUGUCCGGAGGCGCUGAAGGAUGCGGAAUCAGGUACGGAAGUCAAUCGGCGUUCCGUACUUGUCCUUGUCGGGUCCUUCUUCGCCGUGUUCGUCACGACAGGAUUCCUGAAUGCUUUUGGAGUGUUUCAAGAAUACCUGUAUGCACAUCUCUUGUCCGACCGCACGGAGUUCGACAUCGCGUGGAUCGGUUCCUUGGCGACUUUCCUCAUGUUCGCUGCGGCUCCAGCGCCCGGUGUGCUGUUGGAUCGGAUCGGGCCAGCAGUACCACUCUCGGUCGGGGCCAUCCUCGUGCCAUUCGCCAUGUUCAUGUUGUCCUUGUGCACGGAAUACUAUCAAUUCGUCCUCGCCCAAGGGGUUCUCCUAGGCAUCGGAAUGUCGUUUCUAGCCAUACCUACCAUUGCGAUGGUUCCGAAAUACUUCCAGCAGCAUCGAGGUUUGGCAAUGGGUGCCACCAUAGGAGGAUCCUCUUGUGGAGGUGUUAUCUGGCCGAUUAUGCUCGAUCGAAUGCUGAAUCAUCACCGACUCAGUUUCGAGUGGACGAUUCGUAUCAUGGCAUUCACCAUGCUCCCUCUAGGGGUAUUGAGUGUCUUGACUGUCCGAAGUCCUGCGAAGCCAGUGUCCACGACUGCCUCAGGGGAUGGGGAAGAUCUUCAAGACGACGCCCAGCAGCAGGAGCCUCGCAAGAAAAUCGACUUCUCCAUUGCGAAAAACGGAACGUUUAUCCUUCUCUGCAUCGGCCUCGCGCUGACAUUCCUUGGGCUAUUCACACCCCUAUUCUUCGUCACCACUUACGCCACCGCCCUCGGUCACUCGGCGAGCUUCGCAUUUUACUUGGUUUCCAUCGCCAACGGCGCCUCGUUAUUCGGUCGAAUCAUCCCCGGGAUCCUAUCCGACAGGUACGGUCAUUUUAAUCUAUUGAUCAUCGCCUGUGUGACCUCAGCAGUCGUCGCCCUCUGCUGGACUGCUGCAAAGAGUGCUGCGGGUUUAGUGGUUUGGUCGCUGGCAUACGGAUUCUCUUCGGGUGCGAUUCUAAUCCUUCAGGCGGCAUGCUCUACGCAGCUAUCGACUCCUGAAACAUAUGGGACAGCAAUUGGACUGGUCCUAGCAGCGGUUUCCGUAACUGGACUUGUCGGGAAUCCGAUCAGUGGCAAGCUUGUUCCGCAUGGGUAUCUUGCGCUCUCACUGUAUUCUGGCUUAAGCAUUAUGGUUGGUGGAGCAUUAAUUGGGUGGUCGCGUGUGAAACAAGACAAAAAAUUAUUUGCCAAAGUGUGAAAGGCAAAGGAUCGAAUGAACACGGGGCUGACAUCAAACUGCGCUGGACUUGACAAGAUAAGAACUAAAAUAGAACGAGAUCACGACAUAAGACUCCCUCCAUUAAAAAAAGAGUGGGCUCAAGCAGUCUCUCAAUCUCUUGUAUAUCCCAAAAUAUCACCUAGUUUUGACAGGCUUUGGCCAUUUAUUUAAUCAUCACGGAGUUCUCAGCUAGUGAAGGUUCAGGUCAACUUGGCUCUCCAUGGACGU